This is a messenger RNA of Myiozetetes cayanensis, 3021 nucleotides long. RefSeq names its product pyrimidinergic receptor P2Y4 (gene P2RY4). Gene Ontology annotation, cellular component: plasma membrane. The transcript is spliced from 2 exons. Gene Ontology annotation, molecular function: G protein-coupled purinergic nucleotide receptor activity; G protein-coupled UTP receptor activity. The record is from RefSeq and is a predicted model, not a curated record. Gene Ontology annotation, biological process: G protein-coupled receptor signaling pathway; transepithelial chloride transport. The coding region runs from base 1371 to 2492 and encodes 373 amino acids. NCBI's taxonomy places the organism in Eukaryota, Metazoa, Chordata, Aves, Passeriformes, Tyrannidae.
CGGCACGGCACGGCACAGGGCAGCCUGCAGCCCCUCGCCAUGGCCUCCUGCCCCGUGGGGAGCAGGCGCUCCCCGGGGGAUCCCCACUCCUGAGAGCCACCCGUGUCUGCAGGCCAGGUGUGGCAGGGACAGGAUGGAGCACCCGGUUGAUCCCAUGGAUACGCCCUACGGGACACUCCUGCACAUCCUCAUGGCGAAGGCAAGGGGUCAACAGGAGCGGGAUGACGAGAGAGCCAAGGGAUGAAGGAGCAUGACAGGACACGUCCUUCCACCCUGUACCACCAGCACCUGGUUAAUGUCCAUUGUCACCCUGAGUCCUCCCCUGUCCUGGUGCCCAGCACCUCCUGGGUGAACUCUGGCCAGCAGAACCUGGAGAUGCACCAUCAUUCCCUCCAUCAGAUGUGGUUUUGGCUACACCCUUGUCUCCAACUGCAGCACAGCAGAUGCUCCUGUUCCCAAGUUACUCAUCCGAGCAUCCAUCCUUGUUGGAGGAAUCAUUUCAUCAGGGAUGGUGGUGGGUGCAGAGGGGUCAAGGUGCCAGCAGCCUUCCCUGGUCCUUUGCUGGACACCACAGAGAAGAGGGCUCUGAACUUCAGACAUCCAAGAAGUGAACAUGAUCCUUUGACCGCUUGUGCUCACACUGAUUUCCCAGGAGGAUGCAGAUCCAGCGUCUGAUCCUAACACAGUGCAGGAGGAAAUGUCCUGCCUUGUUAACUUGCACCGCCUUGAGCUGGGACCCGGCCCCAGUGCAGCUCCUCUCUGCGGGGCUGAGCUCAUCCCUCUCCACGGAGAAUGCCCGGCAGCCGAGGCCCCUCACCAUCCGGGGACACUCUCCCAAAGGCUCCUUUACCAACCCCCCCAGGAUUCCUCUGGGCCACAACAUUCCCCCAGACAAGCCUUUCUUCUCCUCCCGCCUUUCUUCUGUCAAGGAGCCCUCUGGGAGCGGCAGCAUUGUCAGGAUGGUGCCAAUUAGGCUGAGGCAGCUUCCAAGCGGCUGCGCUGGCCCUGCCGGGGCUGCUGUUGCUCAUCAAGGUCUCAUUGUUCGCCGCGCCGUGGGGCUGCUGCCCGGCGGGGCCGGCGCGGCCCUCUGUGCCCGGCACGCUCCCGCUCCCGUCCCUGCGCCGCUCAGGGGGCUCAUCAAGGGGUGUCAUUGCGGGGGCUGCGGAGGGAGGGCUUGCCCAGGCUCCCCCCCCCAGGCCCCCAGGGUGCGAGCUGAGAAAAACCAGAGGACCAUCAAAGUGGCCGAAGCUCCUGGAGGGGGGCAAAAUCUGGCAUCUUUGGCUCCUUUCCACGCUUUGUGCCUGACAAUGGUCGGGAUCGGCGACUAAUGUGCUUUUAUUAACUGCUCCCCCAGAUCUGGCUCGGAGAACAUGGCCACUGCGGGGAGGACAUUCCCAGUUGCCCUGUGGACACCGACGCCGGCUCCCUGGCUGGGGGGGAACACCACUGAGGUGGCCGAGGCAAAGUGUGUCUUCAACGAGGAGUUCAAGUUCAUCCUGCUGCCCCUCUCCUACAGCAUUGUCUUUGUGGUGGGGCUGCCCCUCAACUCUUGGGCCCUGUGGAUGUUCAUCUCCAGGAUGAGGCCCUGGAACGCCACCACCACCUAUAUGGUCAACCUGGCCGUGUCUGACACGCUCUACGUCCUCUCCCUCCCCACCCUGGUCUAUUAUUAUGCCGACCGCAACAACUGGCCCUUCGGGAAAUGGCUCUGUAAGAUCGUGCGGUUCCUGUUCUACGCCAACCUCUACAGCAGCAUCCUCUUCCUCACCUGCAUCAGCGUCCACCGCUACGUGGGCAUCUGCCACCCCAUCCGCUCCCUCAAGUGGGUGAAGACCAAGCACGCCCGCAUCAUCUGCGUGGGUGCCUGGCUCGUCGUCACCGUCUGCCUCAUCCCCAACCUCAUCUUCGUCACCACCAGCUCCAAGGGCAACACCACCCUGUGCCACGACACCACCAAGCCCGAGGAGUUCGACCAUUACGUGCACUACAGCUCCUCUGUCAUGGCCCUGCUCUUCGGGCUCCCCUUCCUGGUCAUCGUGCUGUGCUACUGCCUGAUGGCCAAGCAGCUCUGCAAGUCCAGCUUCUCCAGCCCCAGCCCACAGAUGCCCUCCUACAAGAAACGCUCCGUCAAGAUGAUCGUCAUCGUGCUCGCUGUCUUUGCCAUCUGCUUCGUGCCCUUCCACAUCACCCGCACCCUCUACUACACCUCCCGCUACUUCCAAGCCGACUGCCGGACCCUCAACAUCAUCAACUUCACCUACAAGAUCACGCGGCCCCUGGCCAGCAUCAACAGCUGCCUCGACCCCAUCCUGUACUUCCUGGCCGGGGACAAGUACCGGGGGCUGCGCCGGGGGGCCGCCCACCGGCUCCGGCCCGUGCCCACCUGCAGCCUGGCCCUGGUGUCACCCUACACGGACACCCUCAGGGACAGCAGCCACGUGGCCAGUGCCACCCGAGGCACAGGGACAGCGCGGAGCGGGGGCGGGUGCUGAGGGGCCCAAGGGGGUCCCAUAACCUCAUCCCUGGGCUCCAGGAGCUGCAGCCCCUCCGGGCUCCAUGUGGGCACCCCCAGACCUGCCCUGCCCCUGCCCAGCCUCUGCAGGGCUGAGGGCUGGAGGCCACAGGGACAGUGCCAGCCCUGCCCUGGGAUGCUCUGCAAGGAGGGUGCUGGUGCUGGUUGGGGCAGGAGAGCACGCCUGGGAAUGGGAAGGACACUGAGGAGGCUGUCUGGGGGAAGCAGGCUGGUGUCCCCUCCCAGGGCGCUCCUGGGGACACAAGGGGGGUGACAGGUCACUAAAGAGAAGGGACACUGGUCCUUCCCUGGGCAGGCACUGCCCUUCCAGACUGCUCGUAUGGGGAACAGACUGAACCAGGGGACAGAGCCCACGCUGGGGUCCUCCCUGCCUGGUUCUCAGAGACGUCUCUGUCACCCCACUGGCCUUGGCAGACGAGGAGAGAUGUGACAUGGGGCACUUGCAGCACUUGCUGCCUGCCACCCCCCAAUAAAGCCCCUUCCCCUUU